AGGGUAUUCACCAUCCCCAAAUAUGGAAGUGCAUCAUAUAACGAUACCCUAUCCGCUUUGCACCUUCCAUUGUGGCAAACUGACGGAUUCUCCCUGUCGAGAAAGAAUCGCUCGAAUAUCACGGCAAGAAAAAGUUCGUUCACAACACAGCAUCGAUUGAUUCAUUCUUCCUCGUACUUACGGCACGACUGUCAACAUGCCUCCUUUCCCAUUAUUAUUCCAUUCUCCUAACAAUUGGACAUCGAACCAACUUGAGGAUUUGAGACUAGUACGGCAUUUUAACGCCUCUCUCGACGAAAUACUUGGAGAUGAUUAUCUUCCCAAGGAUGGAGAUGAAGAAUUCGAAUCGCUCGCCAUGGAAUUUGCCGAACCGACAGAAAACGAGUUAAAGAAUCUUUGGCGAACAGCAACACGUGCCCGAUACAGGCGCAACAUUUUCCUGCCAGUUUUUCGACCUCUAUGCGAGAUGCUCAAUUCCGAUGUUUUCUUCGACGCGUCCAAGCAAGCCGUAUUUAGCUUCAUGGAGAUCAUCUUGCGCCACGUGCACCUGGACAAACCUCUGCAAUCUUCACGUAUCCAUACCAUGAGCUUUGAAGUCACAGGUAUUCGAGGCGAAGUUGAGUGUGAAGGGGUGCUACUCGAUUGUUCUAUGCCACAUUCUCCAUUGGUAGUAUUUUCGGUUGCCAAAGAUGGUGACUACAACUUCAAAGGCCAAGUAGCACAGUUGUUACUGCAAAAGGUGGUGGCAUACCAAAGGAACCUGUGUCGUAGAGCCUUUGUUAUCUUUAUGGAUAGCACAAAUCUUCAGCUUACUAUGGCAGACCCACCCCGCGAAUACUUAGACGCUCUCUUGCAUGGAGAGCGCCCAGACAAGCGCCUCCAUCUAUAUCACUCGGAGUUUUACAAUCUUUGCAAUCGCCGUCGACGGAAGGAGGCAUUGAGGGUUAUGCUCGGUCUUGUCAGGCUACUUGAUGCAGAUGGACUGACAAGAAGGUUGCCUUGA
Molecule: messenger RNA, 1003 nt
Organism: Aspergillus costaricaensis CBS 115574
Lineage: Eukaryota; Fungi; Ascomycota; Eurotiomycetes; Eurotiales; Aspergillaceae
Exons: 4
Coding region: 197-1003 (268 amino acids)
Source: RefSeq, a predicted model, not a curated record